Messenger RNA from Rhipicephalus sanguineus (brown dog tick), 1728 nucleotides. Its product is annotated as putative phospholipase B-like 2. The record is from RefSeq and is a predicted model, not a curated record. Gene Ontology annotation, biological process: phospholipid catabolic process. Gene Ontology annotation, cellular component: extracellular region. NCBI's taxonomy places the organism in Eukaryota, Metazoa, Arthropoda, Arachnida, Ixodida, Ixodidae. Gene Ontology annotation, molecular function: glycerophospholipase activity.
AGUCGUGUCGUCGUCGGGCAUUCAGACCGAAACUAUGGGGGGCACAAAGAUUCUGUUGAUGCUCGCUCUGGCGGAAGCCCUGUGCCAGGUGAGCUCGGGCAUCGAAGCCUGGGUCACCCUUACCUACGUGCCGGCCUCUUUCGAGAUCAAACACGGACGCCGUCCUAGUGACAGCGACGAUGUGGUUGCCUGGGGAUCGUUCAAGAAUGCCAUCAACGAAACAGGGUUCGGCUACCUCGAGAUCUACACAAACGAGAAGUUACCGGACGAGUACCAGGCAUACGGGGCGGGAUUUCUGGAAGGCUACCUCACCAAGGACCUGAUUCGAAUGCAUUUCGAUAAUCAGUGGGCGGACUACUGCGUCAACGAGACGGCGUACUGCAAGAAGCUUUACAGCUUUUUCGAGGAGAACGUGCGUCACAUGAACGAACAGGCUGAGCAGUACCGGUCUACAAGCCCGUACUGGCAUCAGGUCGACCUGAUCCUCAAUCAGAUGGCAGGGUUGGACGACGCCCGGAGAGGCCACACUAAGUACUUUCCCAGUUGGUCGUACGUCAACGCCACAGACUUGCUGUUCCUGAAUGCGGACGGCGACUUGGAAGACCUCGAGGGCGCCCUGAAGCGCCGUGUCGGCCGCAAGGUCCUGGGCUCAGGCUCCUGCUCGGCGCUUGUUAAGGUGUUGCCCGGUAACAGGGACAUCUACUUCUCUCAAGUCACGUGGUCCACCUAUGCCAGCAUGCUCAGGAUACUCAAGAAGUACUCGCUGCGCUUCCACAAGACCUUCGAGUCGACCGAGCUGAUCCCGGGCCACACGCUCACAUUCUCCUCUGCACCAGGAAGGAUAUUCUCCGGCGAUGACUUCUACCUCAUCUCGUCCGGCCUGGCCACCAUGGAAACGACUAUCGGCAACGGCAAUCCCGACCUUUACCAGUACAUCACUCCUCAGACCAACUUGGAGUUCGUACGCAACAUCGUGGCCAACCGACUGGCAACCACGGGCAAGGAGUGGAGUGACCUGUUCGCAGAACACAACAGUGGCACCUACAACAACCAGUGGAUGGUGCUGGACUACAAGAAAUUCACGCCCAGACAGCCGUUGCCCGAUGGACUUCUCUACGUGCUGGAGCAACUACCUCACUACAUCAACAUCACCGACGCCACCCACGUCCUUCGGAACCAAUCUUACUGGCCCAGCUACAACGUACCUUCAUCCGAGUUUAUCUUCAACAUGAGCGGUAACCAGAAGCAGGUGGAAAAGUUCGGCGAUUGGUUCACGUACGACAAGACACCACGGGCGCUUAUCUUCAAGCGAGACCACGGCAACGUUCAAGACAUGGACUCAAUGAUCAAACUCAUGAGGUACAACGACUACAAGAACGACCCCCUGUCGCGCUGCAAUUGCACGCCUCCGUACAGCGCCGAAAACGCUAUUUCGGCACGUAGCGAUCUGAACCCUCCGGACGGCACGUAUCCCUUCGGAGCACUUGGACACCGAGCUCACGGCUCCACUGACAUGAAGCUAACCAACUCAAGCCUCUUCGCGAACCUGGAAUUCACGGCUGUCGGUGGGCCCACCUGGGACCAGGUGCCUCCUUUCCAGUGGAGCACAUCGGGACUCAAGGACCGUCACGAAGGACAACCGGACCUCUGGAAGUUCAAACCAUUCACUCAUCAGUGGCACUCAUCAAUCAGCGAGAACUGACCACUCAGGCAACGAGCACACAAGAG